Clupea harengus (Atlantic herring) is the source of this 2124-nucleotide messenger RNA. RefSeq names its product HMG box-containing protein 4-like (gene hmgxb4b). Lineage: Eukaryota; Metazoa; Chordata; Actinopteri; Clupeiformes; Clupeidae. The record is from RefSeq and is a predicted model, not a curated record. The transcript has 12 exons. Bases 328 to 1839 code for a protein of 503 amino acids.
GUGCUUGUUUCAUGAAGUGCUUGAGAAGUGUAUUUAGUUCUGCAGAUUGGCCCAUACCUGGAGAACGUGUGCAAUGUAGCUAGCUAGUGUAGCUAUUCUACUCAUUAGCCAGCCAGGGAGACCCUCUCAAGAACCUAACUUUAUGAAGUUAGAAAACGUUAGUUUGUCAAAUAGCGCAUCAUUAGUUGGACAGUUAUCUGUUUUUUUACGGUGUUUUUUUUUUUACUAUCCAACCGCAGCGUUUCGGACAAGUGAAAAAUGCAAGGCCUUGUUUAUGGUGUUAACGAUAGUUACAACGGAGUACUGACAUAUAUCCACAAUUAAGAAAUGGAGGGAGAGGUGGGUCUGGUGGCCGGCCGCAGUCAGAGAGAGAAGAGGAGAUCCUACAAAGAUCUCCUGAGGGAGGAGGAGGAGAUAGAUGCCCAAGUGCGCAAGACCUCCAAGAAACGACGUGACUCCGAUCCCUUCUCCACAGGAGGCGACCUUCACAAGAAGAAGAAGAGGACACACGAGGAAGUGCACUUUCACAAAGACAGGGGCCAUGGCCAGUCCCUCCACCAUAAGAAGAAAAAGAAGAAAACGAUCUCCGAGGGGAGACCCUCCCUUGCCCACUCCUCCUCCUUCGCCUCCGACCCGCACUCGACCGAGACGGCCAUGGACCUGCUGCAGGCCAUCACUUCCCCGCUGGCCACCGGCUCGGCCCCCAGCCCCCCCCACCAGCAGCACUACAAGAAGCCCUCCUACCCCGCGCACGCGCAUCACACCACCCAGCGCAAACAGCGGGAGGGGUGGGACACGGCCCCCCCCAGGCCCAGACCCCCCAAGAAGAAGCCUCCACCGGUCAGGGAACCUUUGCCUGUGGUGGGGACAGAGGUUGAGCUGGAAGGACACUAUGAUGGACCGAUGGGGCUCAUGGGUGACAGCUCCUCCUCGGCCGAUGAGCUAGAGGCCGGCGAGCUGGUCAUCGACGACUCCUACGCCCAGCUGGCCAAGAAAGCCAAGAAGAGCAAGAAGAGCAAAAAGAAGAAGGAGAGGGAGAGGGAGAAAAAGCACUGCCUGAAAGGGGUCAAGAAGGGGUCAAAAGGAGGCAGCUCUCACUCCUCCAGCAUAGCCAAUGGCAGCGGAGGAUACGGGGCUUUUGGGAAGGCGUCCUCGGAGUCGGCGAACCACCGCCCGAGCGACAAGAAGAAGAAGAAAGACGAGAAGGGUCGGGACAAAUCGGAUAAAGAAAAGACAAAAAGGAAGUCAUCUGGUAUGACAGCAUACCAGAUAUUCUGCAAGGAAUACAGAGCCAGUAUCAACAUCGAGCAACCAGGCUUAGAUUUUGGCGAGUUGAGUAAAAAGUUAGCAGAUGCAUGGAAGCAGCUACCAGAGGGAGACAAAGAAGUGUGGAAGGAGCGGGCGCAGUACCUGCAGCACAAGCAGCAGAUGAAGACGGGCAAAUCUGCCCCCCAGUCCAGCUCUAAUGCAGCUAAAGCAGACAAGCCCAAAGCCGUGAAGAGGGUGGAGAGUCGACCGGAGCCCCUACAGGCCAAUGGGAUGUCUGCGGAGGCGGAGCCUUCCCCCUCUCCAGUCAGGGUUCCGGAGGUGGACCCCAUCGAUGCCGCCGCCCACCUGCAGCUGCUGGGAGAGUCGCUGUCACUGAUUGGCUGCCGACUGCAGGAAACUGAGGGCAUGGUGACCGUCUCAGGCAGUCUGUCUGUGCUGCUGGAUGCCAUGCUGUGCGCCCUGGGCCCUCUAGCCUGUCUCACCACCCAAGUCCCGGAGCUCAACGGCUGUCCGCAGCACAUACUGUCCAAGACUCUGGACAACAUCGCCUAUGUGAUGCCCGGCUUGUGAGGGCCAAGGCCACUGGGAGUUCUACUGCCAGUAUACCCAUACUGCCACUGAUGGAAGUUACAGUACGGGAGGACUGUUGGAUGGAUCAAGCAACACACUUUCUUUCUUUAUUUUAACAUUUUAAAUAAGGGAAAGGACUUGAAGCAUUGCACAGUUUUGCACUGGACAUAUGGACACGGACACUUCUAGUUUUAACCACGCCCCCAUUUUUAACAUUUGUGACUCGUUUCCUUCAUUUUCAUUUGUUAUAUUUACAAUUAAAGAUAUUUUAGUGAAUUGUUUUAA